UUCGCUGCGUACAGGCUGCACCUGGGAACUAGUGGAACCUGACCUGACCAAGCGCUCUACAUAGAUCACUCCUGUGUGACUCUCUCUCUGAAGGACUCUGCGGGAUUCGAGAGCCGGUUGUUGUUCGAGGUGCCAAAUAGUUUGUGGUUCUGUUGGGAAGUUGUGUGCGAUAAGAAGAGAGCGAGUUCUGGUGGCUCUAGUUGACGUAGAGCGUAGAUCCUGCGCAGUGCCCAAAGUGUCCGAAGACCCCCCAACCGAGUGCCAAGUGUACCCAAUUCCUUGUAGAGUGACGCAGUGCGAACAGUCAGAAUGAAGUAUAGCAUAGUGUUCGUGAUCGCCCUCUUCGGAGCUGCUGUGGCCCAGGAGAGCUUCAAGUGUCCGGAUGACUUCGGUUUCUACCCGCAUCAGAGCUCCUGCGACAAGUACUGGAAGUGCGACAACAACGUGUCCGAGCUGAAGACCUGCGGCAAUGGUUUGGCCUUCGACGCGUCAGACUCCAAGUACCUGACGGAGAACUGCGACUACCUGCACAACGUGGACUGUGGCGACCGCACCCAGCUAGAACCUCCGAUCUCCACGUCCCACUGCGAGCGUCUGUACGGUAUCUUCCCGGAUGCGGGCAAGUGUGACGUCUUCUGGAACUGCUGGAACGGUGAGGCCUCGCGCUACCAGUGCUCGCCCGGACUGGCCUACGAUCGUGAUGCGCGUGUGUGCAUGUGGGCCGAUCAGGUGCCGGAGUGCAGAAACGAAGAGGUAGCCAACGGAUUCUCCUGCCCCGCUGCCGGUGAGAUCGCCAACGCUGGGUCGUUCUCGCGACAUGCCCAUCUGGAGGAUUGCCGCAAGUACUACAUCUGCCUGGAGGGAGUCGCCCGCGAGUACGGCUGCCCGAUCGGAACGGUCUUCAAGAUUGGCGAAGCUGACGGUACCGGCAACUGCGAGGACCCGGAGGACGUUCCCGGAUGCGAAGAUUACUACGGUGAUUUGGACUUGAAGAGCAUCCGCAAGGGUGAGCUCCUUGCCGGUCUGGCCGGCCAGUCCGGUGGUGCGCCCACUCCCACCAAAGCUAACGUUAAGUCCAACCGUCCGGCACCGUCCAAGGACAGUAACUAGAGGAUGCGCGAGCGGGGAUAGACCGUCACAAGAGCCCGCGGGGGGCGGGAAGGGAACGCUAGAGAUAUACAGCAUACCGAUAGGAAUCCACACAAACACACAGAAAAAGGACGAGUGAACGACGAGUGGCAGGAACCAACGUUACAAACUGACAGCAACCGUGAGAUGCAGAGAGAGAACGAGAUAGAUCAAAAGAUAAAUAGAAAGCAAAAGAGAGAGGGAGUGAGCGAUAAGGGAGAACAACAGCGAAGGGUGGCGAUGCGAAGCGGAGAGUAGUUCGCGCUGAAGAAGGGCCAAGAAAAUACUUUUAAAAUUGCUACUUUACAACCAUCGUCGAGGUCCGGGACGUGGCGAGACCCCGGGGCGGGCAGGCAGGAGGAAAAAUCAAACAAAUAGCCCUCAGAAUACGCGCCUUCCGGCACACAGGAGUAGCCGACGCCUAAUCAAUGGUCCGCCCGGCCCGACCCGGCCACCUCCCGGGAGCCGGAGAUUGACGUCUACGACCGGGUUGGCUAACGGGUUGGGUCGGGAUCCCUUACGAUAAGGGACGCCUUGUGCGGGAGUGCGGGAGGAAUGCGUUAUUGGCUUACGCGAACGUAUCACUUCUUUCUUCUGAGGCCCCAGGCCGCCCCUCACUUCAGCCACCCACCCAGCCAGCCAACGGCAUCGGAGCACAGGAUUCUAAACGAACCCUUUAAGUGAUAAGCAUUCAGCAAGUGGAGCUGUAAACCGUCCGGCCGCAAGGCAUCCUUUGCCCGUCUGAGCCACCUACUCUGAUUACAUCCCCCCCACCGACCUCGUACCUCCACACCAGCCCCGCACGGAGCCAUUACAAUCGACAUGAGGGGGGUUGUUCUGUGCGCUGUUCGUCCGCGAAACUCACACUCACAGCCAAACUCAAGCCGUACGCUGAGUAUGGCUCGUGGUACCGUGUGCCGUGUGUUUGUACGUGCGCCUAGUGUCCUCUGCGGGACAGCGCAGGACACCCCCCGUAAUCCGCCCAACCGCCCGCCAGAUUGACGAUGUCUCAUUUUAACUUAUUUAUUGCGAAGCUCGUACUCUGUACCACCGCGCGGGGGUUGAUUUCCGCUGUCGGCCCUUUGCCUUCUCCCGAAACCCCCGCCUAAUAAUUAGGCGAUGUCCCUUUCCUUGCCCCCGCCAGCAGAAGAAUACUCAACUAAGUUUUGGUAGAGCCCGGAACUCAGUCGGACCCCCUAGCUGGUGAAAGGUCCUUGGAACUUGGAAUUGGAAAACUCGCGACUACGACGACGACGACGCCACGCCACAGAACAGUUUUGUUUUCAUCAACAGUUUUGCUACAGUAGUCUGAUUAGUAGGUUUACGAAACUGCGACUAGACCAGAGAGAUAAAGAGAGAGACACGUAAAGAGAGGAACAGUGAGAGAGAACGGGGGCCACUCGGCCACAGCCGGAGAGACCC
Anopheles cruzii is the source of this 2550-nucleotide messenger RNA. RefSeq names its product protein obstructor-E (gene Gasp). Lineage: Eukaryota; Metazoa; Arthropoda; Insecta; Diptera; Culicidae. The transcript has 5 exons. The coding region runs from base 310 to 1110 and encodes 266 amino acids. The record is from RefSeq and is a predicted model, not a curated record. Gene Ontology annotation, molecular function: chitin binding. Gene Ontology annotation, cellular component: extracellular region.